CUCAUCCAAUCAUUUUAUCUCUCUCUCUUUCUCUCCGAUUUCCAUUGUUAAACGAAAAAAAAAAAAAAAAAACUAACGAGAAAAACCGAAAGAUCUCUCAAUAACAAUCACAUAAAUCCUUUGCUUUUUUCAAGAACAAAGAAAAAUGUCAGUUACCGUUCUGGAAAACCAAAGAAACGAAAGUUUCUGUAAAAAAGAUGACAUGGUUGGGUUGAGUUUCCUUCAGUCUAUGUCCGAUAUAACUGCCAUUGUCCAAAACAAAGAGGAUAAAGCAUAUGUUCACCCCAUCGAGAAACGCUCUGUUUCUAAACUGAAUGAGAAGAGCUUAGAGAUGUGCACUGAGAGCCUUGGGACCGAAACAGGAAGCGAGAGUGGUGACGAGUUGUCAUUACUUGCGUUGGAAGCAACCACCAUUCCUAGGGUUCCUUCUCCUCAGCCGAGACGCCGAGAGCAUGAAGACACUAACUUGCAGGCCAGGAAAUCAACGAUGAGUCGCAACAACAGCUUCCCGCCGCCGAUAAAGUUCGUUGAAGAUUCGAAGUAUAAUCGUAUGGUGAGAUGGUUGGGAGAAGAUGGUCGACUUGUGGUUCAAGCAAGUAGGGUUCCGUCUCCUCCUCGUUGCUUUGUAGCAGAACGUGGUGAAGGAAGGCUUCGUCUCUGCUUAUCAUCAGAAGGCAAUUCUCUACUUAGGCACAACCAUGCAGAAGAAAAAGAGCAAGACGAAGAAACAGAGGAGGGCGUCGAUGAGGAGGAGAACUGCAGUGAGAACUUGGAGGGUCAAAAUGGAAACAAGAAGUUUAGCAGAUUAAGCAGCAGAUGCAAGGAGGAGAAUGGUCGUGAGCCUAAACCAAUGCUUACUUGGAAGCAGCAGCAGUUUUGGGUCGCCACUUAAGACUUAACUCGAAUUAAAAUCGUUUAAAUGUGGGUUUUAUGUUAGUUAUAUAUUAUAAUAUAGUAGUUAUAACUUAUAAGUUAUAUUCUUGUCUUUUUCUAAUUUUUAGUAUGAUUUCUCGAGGGGAAUGUGGAGUGUUUUCUAUUUCUGUUUAAUGUAAUGUUAAAUAGGAAUUAUAUAUUAUUGUUAUA
Camelina sativa (false flax) is the source of this 1083-nucleotide messenger RNA. The record is from RefSeq and is a predicted model, not a curated record. Lineage: Eukaryota; Viridiplantae; Streptophyta; Magnoliopsida; Brassicales; Brassicaceae.